AUGGCCGACUUCACCAGCAUCGCUCAACAGUUCGUUGACUUCUACUACAACACCUUCGACAGCAACCGCGGCGGUCUGACCGGUCUCUAUCGCGAUGAGUCGAUGCUCACCUUCGAGACUAGCUCUGUCCAGGGUGCCGUCGCUAUCACCGAGAAGCUGACUGGCUUGCCCUUCCAGCAGGUGCGCCACCAGCUGGCUACUCUCGACGCCCAGCCCUCGGGAGAGAACAUCAUCGUCCUGGUUACUGGCGCUCUCCUGGUCGAUGAGGAGCAGAAGCCCAUGAACUAUACCCAGCUCUUCACGCUGAAGCCCGACGGUGCCGGCAGCUUCUUCGUGCUCAACGACGUCUUCCGCCUUAUCUACGCUGCUUCUUAA
Penicillium cataractarum is the source of this 375-nucleotide messenger RNA. Its product is annotated as nuclear transport factor 2 family protein. Bases 1 to 375 code for a protein of 124 amino acids. Gene Ontology annotation, cellular component: nuclear pore central transport channel. The transcript is spliced from 6 exons. NCBI's taxonomy places the organism in Eukaryota, Fungi, Ascomycota, Eurotiomycetes, Eurotiales, Aspergillaceae. Gene Ontology annotation, biological process: protein import into nucleus. The record is from RefSeq and is a predicted model, not a curated record.